Messenger RNA from Acanthopagrus latus (yellowfin seabream), 1806 nucleotides. It is a transcript of the gene tnfsf14a, whose product is annotated as TNF superfamily member 14. Gene Ontology annotation, biological process: immune response. Bases 676 to 1368 code for a protein of 230 amino acids. Gene Ontology annotation, cellular component: membrane. The transcript has 5 exons. NCBI's taxonomy places the organism in Eukaryota, Metazoa, Chordata, Actinopteri, Spariformes, Sparidae. Gene Ontology annotation, molecular function: tumor necrosis factor receptor binding. The record is from RefSeq and is a predicted model, not a curated record.
UCACACAGACACAAUUAUUUUAAGAACUGAAUAUAUGUCACGUCUAGGGGAAACAGGUGUAGCAUUUAAACCUCAACAUGUAUCCUCAAUUCAACAUACAGUGGUCUUAAUCUACCGCUUCACAGAACGCUACCCUGCCUGAGUCGUCAGUCUUCUUUUUUUUUUUUUUUUGCCUCACAAUGCAUCUCUAUGCCUGUCGACGUGGCACAAAGCCUUGUUGAAAGGGAUAUGUGGUCGUGAUAUGGAUCAUAAACUCCAUUUUGGUCAAUAAUUGUUGCAGAACGACUUCAAGAAAAGCCACAGUGAGAGUGUUUGCGAGAGAGGAAGUGUGAAUGGAGAUAUUUCAACAUUGCUGUUACGGUGAAGAGGGAGGGUGUGAAGGGGAGGUUAAAAUGAAUUGUGCUCGGUCUCCAACUUAGUGAUGUCGCUUGCUACCUCCAGACUUUGAAACUGAUUGACUGUCAGGUUCUGCAGCUGCAUUGGAAAUACCAGCAAAAACUACAGUAUCUUUUUGAUGCUUGUCGUCUCUGAGUCCAGACGUGCAUCCCUGACAGACUCUAAAGAUGCUUUGGUGAUACAUCUCAAGAUUCUUGUAUCUGUCUCUGUUCUUCAUCUGACUACUCGUGAGCCUUCUCCACUUGAACUAACCACAAUUGCAGAGUGAACGCUGUAGGAAUGGCCGAGGGUGGAUAUCCCUCUGUGUAUGUGGUGGACAGCUUUGCCAACAGGCCUCCUGUGCCGCCCAGGCUGAGUCAGAGGCGACGGCGGGCUGGAGUGGCUCAGACCCUGCUGUUCCUGCUGGUGAGCCUGGCGUUGUGUGGCAUGGCCAUAGAAGCUUGCUUCAUCUACCAUCUCUACCGAGCUGAAUCUGACACCUCAGCAUCUGUCUCUAAGCUCAUUGCAGGUCAAGAUGAGCCUUCUCCCAGUGAAAGGCCCAGAGGUUGUGUUCUUCCUUCCAAACCAGUUGCACAUCUGACAGAUGGACAAGACGUAGUUCAUGGACACCAAAUCAUGGCUUGGAGCACUGCUGCAGAUCCUAUCCUCUGUGAGAUGGGCUACGAAGGUGGAGGUCUUUUCAUUCAGAGGGAGGGUUAUUACUACGUCUAUUCCAAGGUGUCCUUCUCAGACACUGGUAUAUUUCACCACUCUGUUGAACGGAGAACUGAGCUGUACGUUGGACAAAGUAUUCCCCUUCUGAAAUCCAGCAAAAUCACAAUGAAGCCACAGAGAAUGAAACGCUCAAACAGUUACCUGGGUGGAGUGUUUCACCUCCAAACAGGUGAUGCCAUUUUUGUGAACGUGAGCGAUACCUCAAAAAUUCACCGGCACAAAUCUUUUGAGAACGUCUUUGGUGCUUUUAUGAUAUAAAUAUCAAAUUGAUAUUUCAUUGUAAAUUGGAAAGCUUGAAAUAAGAGUAAAAUGUAGAAGAAGAAAUGGGAGGAUUUACUGAUCCUCUUUGUAAAGAAAAUGCUGUUCAGUGAGUGAUGAAGGUCGUGUCAGUGCUGGGGGUUUCCUCACUGUCAUCACAUCAGGGACUUUUUAUAUGCUUCCAUGUAUACAUACCUUAAACUUAGUCUUCUGAAUGUUAAACAUUUUUCAUUUAUAGUUGCUACGUAUAGACGUAUUGUUAAUGUUCAUGCUAAAACUAACUGUAACUUUACACAUUUCUUUUCAUUCCUGCUGUGACACACACUGCAGACUAUUUAUUUGUUCGUUCAGUGAUAGAAUAAAGAACUGCUUAAAUUCUACUGUAUUUAUCUACAAUAAUGUAUAUUAACGUUGAAAUAAACAGAUGAUGAUUUAAAA